Molecule: messenger RNA, 2950 nt
Organism: Otolemur garnettii (small-eared galago)
Lineage: Eukaryota; Metazoa; Chordata; Mammalia; Primates; Galagidae
Gene: ZNF618
Product: zinc finger protein 618
Exons: 16
Coding region: 1-2898 (965 amino acids)
Source: RefSeq, a predicted model, not a curated record
AUGGGAUGUUCUUUGGGUGAGCAAGUGCAGGUGUCCUCAGGGGCCAAACAGGUGCUGAGGGCUGACGGAGCCAGUACAGCUGGAAGGAAAAGCACGGCAAACAGGGAGCGCUUGAAGCGCAGCCAGAAGAGCACCAAGGUGGAAGGCCCAGAGCUGGUGGCGGCUGAGGCCUCACUGAGUGCCGAGCAGGGGACGAUGACUGAAGUGAAGGUGAAGACGGAGCUGCCCGACGACUAUAUCCAGGAGGUGAUCUGGCAGGGCGAGGCCAAGGAAGAGAAGAAGGCAGUCGGCAAGGAUGGCACUGGCGACGUGCCUGCCGAGAUCUGCGUGGUAAUUGGUGGCGUCCGCAAUCAGCAGACCCUUGGGUCCUAUGAGUGUGGAAUCUGUGGCAAGAAAUACAAGUAUUACAACUGCUUCCAGACCCACAUGCGGGCACACCGAGACACCGAAGCCACCUCAGGGGAGGGAGCCUCCCAAAGCAACAACUUCAGGUACACGUGUGACAUCUGCGGGAAAAAGUACAAAUACUACAGCUGUUUCCAAGAGCACCGAGACCUGCACGCCGUAGAUGUGUUUAGCGUGGAAGGGGCCCCUGAGAAUCGGGCAGACCCCUUUGACCAAGGCGUCGUGGCCACUGACGAGGUGAAGGAGGAGCCCCCGGAACCAUUCCAGAAAAUCGGGCCAAUGAACAAUAUUACAUCAGACAUUUUUAAGAAGAAAGAAGUUAGGCAGUGCCAAAAGAGAGAAACUGGCAAUUACACCUGUGAGUUCUGUGGGAAGCAGUACAAAUACUACACGCCCUACCAGGAGCAUGUGGCCUUACACGCCCCCAUCAGUACUGCCCCCGGGUGGGAGCCACCGGACGAUCCAGACACGGGCUCUGAGUGUUCACAUCCGGAGGUCUCCCCGUCUCCACGCUUCGUGGCAGCGAAGACCCAGACGAACCAGUCCGGGAAAAAAGCUCCGGCCUCCGUGGUCCGAUGUGCCACGCUCUUACACCGCACCCCUCCAGCCACCCAAACCCAGACGUUCCGCACUCCAAAUUCGGGAUCUCCAGCGAGCAAGGCAACUGCAGAAAGCGCUUUCAGUCGGAGAGUAGAAGGUAAAGCACAAAACCACUUUGAAGAGACGAACAGCAGCUCACAGAACUCCAGUGAAACUGCAAGUCCCCUGAUUUCCAAUCCCUUCCCUCUCCUAAAGAAGCCUUAUACCUGUGGCGCCUGCGGGAUCCAAUUCCAGUUCUACAAUAACCUGCUGGAGCACAUGCAGUCCCACGCAGCCGACAAUGAAAACAACAUCGCCUCCAACCAGUCCCGAUCACCACCCGCUGUCGUGGAAGAGAAGUGGAAACCGCAGGCCCAGAGGAACAGCGCCAAUAACACCACUACCAGUGGUUUAACACCCAACAGCAUGAUCCCUGAGAAGGAGAGGCAGAACAUUGCUGAGCGGCUGCUGCGGGUCAUGUGUGCCGACCUGGGUGCUCUGAGUGUGGUCAGUGGGAAGGAGUUCCUAAAGUUGGCCCAGACCUUGGUAGACAGUGGUGCCCGCUAUGGGGCCUUCUCGGUCACCGAGAUCCUGGGCAACUUCAACACGCUGGCACUGAAGCACCUGCCACGCAUGUACAACCAGGUGAAGGUGAAGGUGACCUGUGCCUUGGGCAGCAAUGCCUGCCUGGGCAUCGGCGUCACCUGCCAUUCGCAGAGUGUGGGCCCCGACUCCUGCUAUAUCCUCACAGCCUACCAGGCAGAGGGCAACCACAUCAAGAGCUACGUGCUGGGUGUGAAGGGCGCGGACAUUCGUGACAGCGGCGACCUGGUGCACCACUGGGUUCAAAAUGUGCUGUCGGAGUUCGUGAUGUCAGAGAUCAGGACAGUGUAUGUGACAGACUGCCGCGUGAGCGCGUCCGCCUUCUCCAAGGCCGGCAUGUGCCUUCGCUGCUCAGCCUGUGCCUUGAACUCGGUGGUGCAGAGCGUGCUGAGCAAGCGGACACUGCAGGCCCGCAGCAUGCACGAGGUCAUCGAGCUGCUCAACGUGUGCGAGGACCUGGCGGGCUCCACGGGCCUUGCAAAGGAGACCUUUGGGUCACUGGAGGAGACGUCGCCGCCGCCCUGCUGGAACUCUGUGACAGACUCACUGCUGUUGGUGCACGAACGCUACGAGCAGAUUUGCGAGUUCUACAGCCGGGCUAAAAAGAUGAACCUCAUCCAGAGCCUCAACAAGCACCUGCUGAGCAACCUGGCGGCCAUCCUGACGCCAGUAAAGCAGGCGGUCAUCGAACUGAGCAACGAGAGUCAGCCCACCCUACAGCUCGUGCUGCCCACCUACGUCAGGCUGGAGAAGCUGUUCACGGCCAAGGCCAAUGACGCAGGCACCGUCAGCAAGCUCUGCCACCUCUUCUUGGAGGCACUCAAGGAGAACUUCAAAGUGCACCCUGCCCACAAGGUGGCCAUGAUCUUGGACCCGCAGCAGAAGCUGCGGCCCGUGCCGCCCUACCAGCACGAGGAGAUCAUCGGCAAGGUCUGUGAGCUCAUCAAUGAAGUGAAGGAGUCCUGGACUGAGGAGGCCGACUUCGAGCCCAGUGCCAAGAAGCCCCGCUCUGCCGCCAGCGAGAACCCCACAGCUCAGGAAGAUGACCGGCUUGGAAAGAACGAAGUAUACGAUUACCUGCAGGAACCCCUCUUCCAGGCCACCCCUGAUCUCUUCCAAUACUGGUCAUGCGUCACCCAAAAGCACACGAAACUCGCCAAGCUCGCCUUCUGGCUCCUGGCGGUUCCAGCCGUGGGGGCCAGAAGUGGGUGUGUAAAUAUGUGUGAACAAGCACUUCUAAUCAAAAGGAGACGGCUGCUCAGUCCAGAAGAUAUGAACAAACUCAUGUUUCUCAAAUCCAACAUGCUUUAAGACUUCGGGGGAAAAACAAGAAAAGAAAAGAAAAAAGUGAAGAGAACAUUAG